Molecule: messenger RNA, 2085 nt
Organism: Odontomachus brunneus
Lineage: Eukaryota; Metazoa; Arthropoda; Insecta; Hymenoptera; Formicidae
Product: annexin B11-like
Exons: 9
Coding region: 538-2073 (511 amino acids)
Cellular component (GO): cytoplasm
Molecular function (GO): calcium-dependent phospholipid binding; calcium ion binding
Source: RefSeq, a predicted model, not a curated record
UCGGGGAGCUCGCUAUUAGCGCUAUUCAGCGCUACUGUAUCAUUCUAUCUUUGUUAUAUCUAAGGUACAAUAAAGAUAGAAGAACGCGGUAGCGUUAAUAACGUGUUCCUCGAACGCAUCAGGUUUACGCUAGGUUUCGCCUAACACCUCGGAAAAUUACUUAUAUUUUAUCGCGUUAUAUUUCAGUUUCUCCGUGAAGUGUAUAUAUUAUCGUGAUCUUCUCAGUCGUAAAAUGUACAGCAAACUCUGUGAUACUGGUGAUACAUUGAGAAAAUCGAGAAAUUAAAUGUGUUUGUACAGACUGGUAUCUUAGCUGUCAAACUACCGUGAUAGCCGAAAAAUGUAGCAUUAUUUCAGGAAUUAUUUUACGAUGUUACAUGAUAUAUCAGCUAGAUAUCUGAGUUUUCUAUACUUUUUACAAGUUUCAGGAUUAGGAAAAUAUUUGGUUCUUCAAGGAAAAGUAAAAAAUAAAACAACAAAUUGCAAAGGAUUUUUGGUUCUUUUUUCUUCUGGUAGUUUGACACUUGAAUAAGCAAAAUGAGCUACGGUUACCAAGGACCACCUGUUCAAUUUCCGGGACGAGCACGACCACCAACAUCGUUUGAAGCCCCACCUGGUACACCCUCUGCCCCUGGUGCUCUGUCUUACCCCUCAAUGGGCUUCUCCAAUGCACCACCAACAUUCUUUGGCAGGCCACAACCAUGUGGUCAACCUGCUCCUUAUCCAACUCAGCCUAUGCAUCCUACUCCAAGCAACGCACCAAUGCACACUUAUUCUCCCCAACAAAUGCCAUAUCCAACCAUGCCUCAAUCCAUGCCUACACCAUACUAUCCAGCCAAUCCCGGCCAACCGCCGACGCAGUCACCUUACCCGCAACAGAGUUACAAUAUGUAUCCUAAUCUACAACAAACACCGGAAACUAGAGAAUGCUUUAAUGACAAGGCUUCUUCCCCUUACCUGCAUGAACCAAACGCACACGUGACCGCACACGCGAGUUCAAUUCCAUACCAAGGCGGAAAUUACCCUGGGGGGCAGGGGGUACUCUCAGGCUAUCAUAAAUAUCUUUAUGGAGCUAAUCUACCUACUGCUGCUCCACAUAGUGCCACCCCGGCCCCCCGGUUUGCGCCUAAGAUCUCUCCCACUGUCGUGCCCUACGAUGAUUUCGAUGCCAGAGCGGAUGCGGAAACGUUAAGGAAAGCUAUGAAGGGAUUUGGCACUGAUGAAAAGAGUAUCAUUCACGUUCUGGCUAAUCGCAGCAAUCUACAGCGUCAGGAAAUCGCGACGCAGUUCAAGACUCUCUAUGGAAAGGAUCUUAUAAAGGACUUGAAGUCUGAAUUAUCUGGGAACUUUGAGAAACUCAUUCUUGCUCUGAUGAUGCCGGUACCUCAAUAUUAUGCCAAAGAACUCCAUGACGCGAUGUCCGGCAUUGGUACCGACGAAACGGUACUUAUUGAAGUGUUAUGCACAAUGUCGAACCAUGAAAUAUCCAUCAUUAAGCAAGCAUACGAAGCGAUGUACGGAAGAACGUUGGAGGACGAUUUGAUUUCCGAUACAUCCGGCAACUUCAAACGCUUGAUGGUAUCACUGUGCUGUGCUAACAGAGAUGAAUCGUUCGACGUGGACCACUCUGCCGCGAUGGAAGACGCUAGACAAAUUUUGCAAGCUGGGGAACUUCGCUUCGGUACGGAUGAGUCCAUCUUCAACGCGAUUCUCGUCCAAAGAAACAUGCCGCAAUUGAGACAGAUAUUCAUGGAGUAUCAGAACAUAACAGGCCACGAUAUCGAGGAUGCGAUUGAAAGUGAAUUUUCUGGCGAUAUUAAGAAGGGCUUACUCGCCAUCGUGAAGUGUGUCAAGAAUAGAGCCGAUUUCUUCGCGGAGCAAUUGUACAAGAGCAUGAAGGGUCUCGGCACGAACGACAAUCGUCUCAUUCGCCUGGUUGUGACGCGCUGCGACGUAGAUAUGGGUGAAAUAAAGAAUGUGUUUUUCCAGCAGUAUGGAGAAUCACUGGAAAGUUUCAUUUCUGGUGACUGCUCAGGACACUACAAAAAAUGCUUAUUGGCACUAAUCUCCUAAAGUAUUCUCUAA